UACUUCUCCUUCUUCUUCGCCGUUUGUUUGUGAUGUGGAGGAGGAGGAGGAGUAAAGGAGGAGGAGGAGGAGGAGGAGAAGAGAGGGAGGGGAGCCAAGAGACCCCGUCGCGUUUUGACCCUCGGAAACCUACACACCACCACAACCACCACCAUCAUCACCACCAUCACUCCUCCUCUUCGCCCUCUCUCCUCUGACUCCAAACAACACCAUCGCUCGUUCACAGCCAUCUCAGCCGACCGUCUCCGUGUGGACAGCGAGCACAAGGGGCCAAAAAGGACAAGAGCGGACGCCUCCUCCGUCUGAACCUCCGCACGCACACCGAGCAUCCCGAGGCUCUGCGAGCCGGAGCGAGGGGCGCACCAGUCGGACGCGAGGCGCUGCAGGGACCGCCGGCUGCUCGCUGCACUCCUCCGCGGGAGAGGAGGGGUUUUUCCUGGACUAUUCCCCGGAGCAGCACCCGGACUGGACGAAUAUUUACGUCUCGGACUCCGGCGACCAGAAGGGGAGGCAGCAGAGCCCAACUGGACUAGCCGAGCAGGGCAUCAUCCUCUCCGGGUGGAGGGCUGGCUGUCGAGUCGCAUGGAGAAGAGGUAUGAAGAGCUGGUGCACUACUCAGGGUCGGAGGCCAUGUCAGUGGGGGGGUACGGCGACGACGUCAGGACGCUUCCUCCCCCACAGUACGGAGCCCCCAUCCCUGACUCGCUCAAACACCACAAAGACCUGAUCUAUGGACACCCACUGUUUCCACUGCUGGCCUUAGUGUUUGAGAAGUGCGAGCUGGCCACCUGCUCCCCUCGAGACCCUGCCUCCUUCUCCGCCACCUCCCACCUCACGGGCAUGACCAACCACAGCGACGUCUGCUCCUCGGACUCCUUCAACGAUGACAUCGCUGCCUUCGCUAAGCAGAUUCGUUCAGAGAAACCCAUAUUUUCGUCCAAUCCUGAGCUGGACAACUUGAUGAUCCAGGCCAUACAGGUUCUUCGCUUUCAUCUGCUGGAGUUGGAGAAGGUGCACGACCUGUGUGACAACUUCUGCCAUCGCUACAUCACCUGUCUGAAGGGCAAAAUGCCCACGGACCUGGUCAUGGAUGAUCCGCAGGGAGGUUCCAAGUCUGACAUGGAGGACUUCACUGGAUCCUGCACCAGUCUGUCAGAGCAGAAUGCAUCAUGGCUCCGGGAGCCAGAUGAAUGUGCCUCUACUCCUCUGGGAACACCAGGAACCUGUGGCCUGCCCUCACACAGCACAGCAGACAACUGUAGCGACCCAGGCGAUGGUCUGGAUGGAGUGGGCUCCCCCAGCACAGGAGAGGAGGAUGAGUCUGACAGAGACCGGAGGAACAACAAGAAGAGAGGGAUCUUCCCCAAAGUGGCCACAAACAUCAUGAGAGCCUGGCUCUUCCAGCACCUGUCGCACCCAUACCCAUCUGAGGAGCAGAAGAAGCAGCUGUCGCUGGACACAGGACUGACCAUCCUACAGGUCAACAACUGGUUCAUCAACGCCAGGAGGAGAAUAGUUCAGCCGAUGAUUGACCAGACAAAUCGCUCAGGUCAGGGUGGUCCCUACAGCCCAGAGGGGGCGGCCCUCGGGGGCUACGGGCUUGACGGACAGGCCCACCUCGGUCUUCGAACAGCAGGUCUCCAGGGGAUGUCUUCUCUGCAUGGUGACUACUCCAGCGCUCUCUUGUCCCAGCCGGGCUACCCUCCCCACCCAGGACCUUCCCUCCACCCUUACCCCGGCCCACACCCCCACCCCGCCAUGCUGCUCCACCCGCCGCCACACGCACACCCUGCAGAGCCACUCCUCGCGCAGGGACUGGACAUACACGCACACUAGCUGUAGAGGGAGUCGGGGGUGUGCGUGUGAAGGAAAAUUGCUGUAUGAAUGUGUGUGUGAGUGAGUGUGUUUGGGUAGAUAUGUAAGUGUGUGUGUGUGUGUGUGUGUGUGUGUGUGUGUGUGUGUGUGUGUGUGUGUGUGACUGUGAAUGUGCAAUGACGCACACAGUACACUAUUUAAAGAAAAAAAGACACGUUGCUCCGAGUUUACAUUCCCCACUGAAAGACACUGACCUCAAUGUAGCUGUUCCACUUGCUAACACACACACACACACACACACACACACACACACACACACACACACACACACACACACACACACACACACACACACAUGCACACACACACCGUCUGGACCCACAGGUUUAAGCCAUACCUCUUUCAGAGUAGAAGUGCUUCCUCCUCUCCAAAUGUAGCCACUGUGUCCUGUGGGUGAGACACAUGGUUUAAACUACACUUCCCAUCAGCCCAUCAUGCCUGCUGAAACCACAGGAAGAUGCUUGACUGGAUCAGAGACACAGAUGAUUAUUGAUCCUCAGACUUUUUUACAACAGCACAUUGACGUUACUGGAUGGGACUUGAUCCUGUGAACACGCCUUUUUCACAACCCCCUGUCUUCCUGCGCACGCUGACUGUCAAAGAUACAAACACACACCUUCACACACACUUUAUUUAAAGCUGAUUUGAGUUGUUUUUUUCUUAUUCUAUUUUUCUAUUUAUGUGUGCCACUCCAGGCGGAUGUAGCCUCACAUGAGCUUGUUGAAAUGUUAGUGCUCUUCCUCAGCAUGAAGCUAAACACUAUGAAUGACUUCCAGUCUGCCUCGCUCUCGUACCACUGAGCUCCUUAAAAUGCCAACAGGGGUCCGAUACCUUAGGAUCUUUCCUACACACGCAAAUACACAACAUAUAUACACACACACAGCAAGACACGCUACACUGAAAGCCAUUUCUACACACACAGACAUACAAACACACACAAACUUCUGUAAGCAUUUCUAGUACAUGUUUGUUUGUCGCAGCCAGCGUUGUGUGAGGGGAGCUGCGGCCAAAGGACUCUUCAAACAUUGAGCUCCCUCUCCGCACUGCUCGGAGCGCUGAAACAUUUCUGAAUGAUGAUGGGAUAAUAUCGUUAAAGUAUUAAAAUGAUUUUUUUCUAA
Molecule: messenger RNA, 2993 nt
Organism: Hippoglossus stenolepis (Pacific halibut)
Lineage: Eukaryota; Metazoa; Chordata; Actinopteri; Pleuronectiformes; Pleuronectidae
Gene: meis3
Product: myeloid ecotropic viral integration site 3
Exons: 13
Coding region: 583-1836 (417 amino acids)
Biological process (GO): animal organ morphogenesis; eye development; brain development
Molecular function (GO): RNA polymerase II cis-regulatory region sequence-specific DNA binding; DNA-binding transcription activator activity, RNA polymerase II-specific
Source: RefSeq, a predicted model, not a curated record